AUGAUAAUCAUUUCCAAAAUGUUACAUAUGCCAUUGAAAUUAAAAUGGGGUAAAAAAAGUGGCCGAUACGAUCUUAGCCAAGAUAUUUAUGUAUUAACUAUAUACCUUGGUGAUUAUGCUAUCUUACAAUGUACUCUAACAACAGAAAGUACCGCAAGCCAAUGUAUGGAAUAUCUUAGCCAAAAAGUUGAUCUUAAUCAGGUAGAAAUGUUUGGCUUACGAUAUCAAAUGAAAACAAAUGAUCCGGAUAAUCGUAUGAUGCGAUGGGUGGAACUUGAUAAGCCGUUAAGACGACAACUGGAAAAAUGGGCAUGCAAACCACGACAAGUACAAUUGGCUGUCCUCUAUCAUACACCAAAUGCAUUCACAUUAACUGAUCAAAUGGCUAGGUUAUAA
Molecule: messenger RNA, 396 nt
Organism: Loa loa (African eye worm)
Lineage: Eukaryota; Metazoa; Nematoda; Chromadorea; Rhabditida; Onchocercidae
Exons: 2
Coding region: 1-396 (131 amino acids)
Cellular component (GO): cytoskeleton
Molecular function (GO): protein tyrosine phosphatase activity
Source: RefSeq, a predicted model, not a curated record